This is a messenger RNA of Cajanus cajan (pigeon pea), 1345 nucleotides long. Lineage: Eukaryota; Viridiplantae; Streptophyta; Magnoliopsida; Fabales; Fabaceae. The record is from RefSeq and is a predicted model, not a curated record.
AAAUGAUAAAUGUAAUCAUGAAAAAGAAAAGAAAGACUGAAUAGUAAAGAAAUAUGCAAGAUGAUGUAAAAUUUGGAUGUUAAAGCCUUAAAGGUUAGGUGGAAUUAAGGCAGAACAGGAGUGGAAACGCAAAAAUGGAGAUACCUCGUGUUAAACUCGGAAGGCAAGGCCUCGAGGUUUCCAAAUUGGGAUUUGGUUGUGCGGGGCUUAGCGGUGUCUUUAAGGCCCCUGUUCCUGAAGAGGUUGGCAUCUCUCUAAUAAAGGAUGCAUUCAGAAAGGGAAUCACGUUCUUUGAUACAUCGGAUUUUUACGGACCCCACACCAAUGAACUUCUGCUGGGAAAGGCACUCAAGGAGUUGCCACGAGAAAAAAUUCAGCUUGCCACCAAAUUUGGGAUUGUCAAAUUUGAGUCCAACCAUGUCAUAGUAAAAGGUGAUCCUCAGUAUGUUCGGUCGUGUUGUGAGGCUAGCCUACACCGCCUUGGUGUAGAAUAUAUUGAUCUCUAUUAUCAGCACCGUGUUGACACAACACUCCCCAUUGAGGAAACUAUGGGAGAGCUUAAAAAGUUAGUUGAAGAAGGAAAAGUAAAAUACAUAGGGUUGUCAGAAGCUAGCCCGGACACAAUUAGGAGGGCUCAUGCCAUUCAUCCCAUUACUGCUCUGCAAAUGGAGUGGUCUCUUUGGUCUCGUGAAAUUGAGCAAGAAAUUGUUCCACUUUGCAGGGAACUUGGAAUUGGAAUAGUACCAUUCAGUCCUAUUGGCCGUGGGUUUUUUGGUGGUAAGGCAGUCAUAGAAAGUAUACCUACAGAUAGUUUUCUGGCAAUGCAACCAAGGUUACAGGGGCAGAACUUCGACAAGAACAAGAUCUUAUAUUUCAAGAUAGAAAAGUUGGCAGAGAAACAUGGAUGUACAACAUCACAACUUGCUCUUGCAUGGCUUCUUCAUCAAGGGAAUGAUGUGGUGUACGAACCUCAUUUUGUAGGAACAACAAAAAUAAAAAAUCUAGACAAUAACAUUGGUUCAUUGAAAGCGAAGCUCUGCGGCGAUGAUUUGAAGGAAAUUACUGAGGCAAUACCAAUAUCUGAGGUGGUAGGGGAUCGGAAUAUUGAGCCUUUUAUGCGCUGCUCCUGGAAGUUUGCUAAUACUCCACCAAAGCAUAGCUAUUGAUAAUUGAGUUCAUUCUAGGCCUAGAUUUUAAAUUUUAUUUAUACAUUUUAUUUUUUUAUGAACAUGAUGUACACAGUAUCUUAAAGUUGACAAUGGACUAAUUUUUGCUUGCAAGACGUGAUUUUCAUUAAUUAGACAUUAUUUUAGAAUAGACAAAAAUUGAAUUUGGGAGCACCAAA